Messenger RNA from Chaetomium globosum CBS 148.51, 1515 nucleotides. RefSeq lists its product as uncharacterized. The coding region runs from base 1 to 1515 and encodes 504 amino acids. The record is from RefSeq and is a predicted model, not a curated record. Lineage: Eukaryota; Fungi; Ascomycota; Sordariomycetes; Sordariales; Chaetomiaceae. The transcript has 7 exons.
AUGUGUCAGUCACCAGAACCAGAAGCACACAUCGAAAUUGACCAGGGGAGUGCCAGCUCGGCCUUCACGGCUUCCAUUACAUCCAGCAUCCUCGACUACCCGGUCGAGAACGGCCGUCGUUACCAUGCCUUCAGAGCUGGGGCCUACUACAUGCCAAAUGACGAUCUUGAGCAAGACCGGCUCGAUUUGUCUCAUGCCCUCAUGACCAAGGCGAUCGGCGACAAGUUGUUUCUUGCUCCCAUCAACCCGGAGAAGCUACAGCGCGUGCUUGACAUCGGCACCGGCACGGGAAUAUCCGCGCAGAUUCUAGGGAACGACCUGAGUGCGAUACAGCCACCAUGGGUGCCACCCAACGUCAAAUUCGAGAUCGACGACAUUGAAUGCCCCUGGGUUUAUGAGAUGCCUUUUGACUUCAUCUUUUGCCGGUACAUGACCGGUUCCAUUCUCGAUUGGCCUAAGCUUGUUGGAAGGGUCCAUGAAAACCUCACCCCUGGCGGCUGGGCCGAGUUCGAGGACUUCGACCUGCAAUAUUACUCGGAAGACGGCUCUCUCAAGACCGGAUCAAGCACCCUGACAUGGAUCAACACGUUCUUGGAGGCCACCCGCAAAAUGGGCCGGGAGGCGUGUCCCGGCCCUAAGCUCGAAGGGUGGGUGCGGGACGCCGGGUUUACGAACGUGAAGCACGAAAAGUUCCGUUUACCCAUCGGCUCCUGGCCAAAGGACGCACAUCUGAAGCAGGUUGGCUUGUACAACAUCGCGCAAAUCAUGACGGGGCUCGAGGCCUUCUCGCUACGAAUAUUCUGCGAGGUGCUGGGGUGGAAGAGGGAGGAGGUGUUUGUGCUCCUUGCCGCAGUGCGAAACGAACUCAAGGAUUCGAAAUUGCACGCCCAGUUUGACUUCUCAACAUCUCUUAGCUUGAAAGUCAAUGCUUCCAGCCGGCGAAGGACCCCGGUCUCAUCUUAUCUGCUGCUUGCGGGUCUCCCUGUAUAUGCUGUACCCCACUACUGGUUCGAGGCCCGAGUUGAGGCCAGCAGGACUCACUGUGCCAGCCAGCUGUUGGUUGACGAGCACUGCCAGAGCUCAGCUCGCCUAUAUAGGGUGCCCCUGGCCUUUGCAGGGCAAGGAUGUCCUUUUGCUCAGUCUAACAUGUCUACUUGCUUCACACAUCACACGGCACCCAACGAUUUGCCUCCCCCCCGGCCUCUUUCCCCACGCCAUUCAGGCCACUCAAGCGGAUCUAUAAAUCCUUAUCAACAAACCGGCGUCGGACUUGGUCUCCGCCGGUCUAAUCGCGGUGCUCACCGCCAGGGGGGAACACACUUCGCCACAACGAGCGAAAACGAAGAACGCCGAAAACUUCCCGCGCGCGGAGCGGUGCUCGUUGACCCCGGGCCUGGGAUCACCCCUCUUCGCAAGACAGAGGUUCCCGACACCCUAGAUCAAGCCGCUACCGUUGGCGGCGAGGGCGGCCGCGGUCGCGACGGUGUAGACUGCGCGCCCCCGUGGGGUUGGUAA